Molecule: messenger RNA, 345 nt
Organism: Thlaspi arvense
Lineage: Eukaryota; Viridiplantae; Streptophyta; Magnoliopsida; Brassicales; Brassicaceae
Source: the annotation of a GenBank genome assembly
AUGGAGGAAGAAGCAAGAGAAGUGGUGAUGGACAAGGAUCUCGAGAAGAAGAUAAAGGAAACGGUGAAUAAGAUCUUGGAACGAUCGAGUUUGUUUCAGAUUACAGAGGUGAAGGCGCGAGAAGAAGCUUCCUCUGAGUUGGAUCUCGAUCUUUCGCGAGAUCCCUACAAGCUCAUCGUGAGAGAAGCCGUCGAGAGCUUCAUCGAGAAGGCGAUAGCGACAAUCGAGAGCGAGAUGGGAAAGCGUCACACUCAGAUCGUACAAGACGUCGAGGGAGUAAGCGAUCAAUCGGCUAAGAAAAAGAAGAAGAAGAAGAAGACGAGUAAGCAAGACUCUGCUGCGUAG